GCCCGCUGCGGGGCAGGGCACGUGCGGGUGGCGCCACGUGACGCCCGCCCCCUGGUGACCGUAGCCCCCAGCCCUGCGGCGGCUGAAGGAGUAGGAGGGGGAAAGCAGAGAGGGGUUUUUUUAAUGUCCUGUAUCCGGACAGACUAGGCCCGAGUCUGUGAGCUGAGCAGAGCUCGUUUGUUCUGCUUCCUUUAUAUAGAACCUAUUUGUGAAGAUUCAUCAUACUACAUGCAUCCUACAUCCUUUUAGGCAGAGGGAGCUUCUCUCAAGAGCUGAACAUGGCUAUGCUUUAUCAAGCCGUAUACAGAAGAGCUUCCUUUCUGUGGUGCAGGCUACACUCUACCUACGUUAGAAAAAUGCGAUACUUACUUGAGCUAAAGGAAGAUGAUGGCCUUUGUAGGCAAGCCCAGAACUCAGGAACUUUCUACCUCUUUCACAAUCUCUUCCCCUUCCUGCAAAAAGUUGGAAGCAAACAUUUGGCCCCACAGAUAAGUGCAUCAGAACUGAAGAGGAUUCUGAAGAAGUUCAAACAGAACAAACAAAAACUAGAGGAUUCAGUGCUGAUUGGCUGUUCAGAUGAAUGCAUGGCAUACUUUGCCCUGGAUUUAGGUUCCUUGGAAAAAAUGGACAUUGAAUCUGAACUCAAGGGAUCAUUUAUUGAGUUACGGAAAGCUUUCUUCCAGCUAGAUGGGAAGGAUGCCCCCUUGCUGUCCUUGGCUCAAGCUCUCCUUCGCUGGCAUGACACACACAAAUACUGCAGCAAAACUGGCCAGCCUACUCAGAAGAACCUUGCUGGCAGCAAGCGUGUUUGUCACACCAAUGGAAUAAUUUAUUAUCCACAGAUGUCCCCAGUAGUUAUCACUUUGGUGUCUGAUGGGAGCCGGUGUCUUCUUGCACGGCAGGCGUCGUUCCCUCAGGGGAUGUACAGUGCUCUGGCAGGCUUCUGUGAUGUUGGUGAGACACUGGAGGAGACUGUCCGCCGGGAGGUGGCAGAAGAAGUGGGAUUGGAGGUGGAGUCAAUGUGGUAUUCUGCUUCUCAGCACUGGCCUUUUCCCAACAGCUCGCUAAUGAUAGCUUGUCAUGCUACGGUGUGGCCACAGCAGAAUGAGAUCAGAGUGAACAAACUGGAGCUGGAAGCAGCCACUUGGUUCAGCCUUGAAGAGGUUGUGGAGGCACUCAGAAGGGAACCUAGGCCUCUGAAACAAGAAGAUGGCAGGUUCUCACUCUGGCUGCCUCCAAAGUGGGCCAUAGCCCACCAACUGAUUCAGGAAUGGGUUAAGCAACAGAGCACCAUGCCUGCUUAGGCACAGUCAGUCUACUGAGACUGAUUAUUUUACCAGGUUACAACCAUUGGGGAAGCGUUCUCAAUGGCAAUGGUGACCCAGUCAGUAUGACUUACAAACUCAGGUACACAAGAGGCACAGUUUUAAUGAUAAGUCCCAGGCACUCCAAUCGCAUGGAAGCAUUGAUUAAGACCUCAGCUCCCAGCAAAACUAAACAAAAAAGUCCAGAAAGCCUAUACAACCAAAUGUAUCCUAGAAACAGGAUAUACCCUUCUGGUACUGCAUUCCAUCUCCAUCCAGUCUCCCUCUGCUCUUGUCUUCAUAUACUAAGCUUCUUACUUCCUUGGGAUGCUUACCGUGUUUGAUCCACGAUCACAUAUACUCUGGCAACUAAAAAUUGUUGAGAGGCGCCACUUUCCAACUCAAGGCUGAAUAUGCUGCCCCUGUCAUACUUCCAUCACGGAAGUGAGAGAACAACGAUGGUUUGGUGAUAAAUAGGGAGUAAAACAAGGGUAAAUUUUUAACUUGAAUGAUGAGCAGAAAGGAACUGAUUGGACAAAGAGUCUGCACUUCUGUACCUCACUUCCUUGCUUUAUAUUUUGCUCUUUUUUAACCUGUCCCCACAGCCAGUUUGACCAUGGCAACACAAACAUCCAUAUGUGCCUAUCAUUUUCUGUUCCCUUCCCUGCCAACACCUCCACCCUCACACAAAUCUGCUCUAGCCAGGGUCAGUAAUUACAGAGCGGCGGAGCAGAGUAAUUCAAGGCAACACUAAUGAUAAGGACGAGAGAGGCCUGGAGACAGCUGCAAAUAAGAAAUUCAGCCCGCAAUUGCUGUAUAGGCCAGCUAUCAAAACCCAGAAAAAGUAAUAUAUAUGUAGUUUAUAUUGUGCAAUUUCUGUAUCCUUUUGGGAAUUCUACAUUUAGUGUACAGAACAGGAUGUGCAUCUCUUAGCUACCUUUCUUCAUAUUUUAUAACAAAUGUUCAGUAUAUAUUUGCAACAUAUGUUUAUGUCAAUCAGCAGUAGCCUAAUCUGGUGGAGAUUUAUGGCAAUGUCAGAAUUCACUGGAGGCUAGGCCUCUUGAAUUCAGAAAAAUUCUACUUAGCUGGUUAUUCAGUUCAAGCUGGGUUUCUUUGAUCAGUCCUUAUACUCUAUACAAUUUUGACUACCUGUUUUUCUUACUCUCUACCAGACAAAGGGGAAAAAGCUAAUUUCUUGUUUUCAAAAGCUUUAAAAAUGCCCAGAAUUAAAAACAAGUUAUUGAAAAAGCCGUUUUUCUUUUAAUUAUCAAUUAAUAACAAUUAAAAUAAAACUAAUCUGAUAUCUUGCCUGAUUUAGGAGUAUUGGAUGGAGAUUAUGAACAGUAUGGAAAGCGAGAGAGCACUGUGGCACACAGAGCAUGUACUCUCUCCAUCCAUUAUCAUUGUGGACAUUCAUCAUCAUCUGCAUUUUAGCAUGCAAGUGUAAGAGGAGCUGAGCAUGGGCACAUGUUUUCCCUGGGUGUCUCUGCUUGGAGGGCCACAGGAAAAGGUCCCAGAAAUCCUUCCAACUUGAAGUGAAAGUGCUAAGUCACUAACGAUGCAGUGUUGUCAGGUGCCUGCAGGGAUCUAAUCCUCGUAACAACAGAAGAGAUUAGGCAUGAUUACGUACAGGAUAGGUGAGCAAACUGGCUGGAUACCAUGGAAAGAGGUGGGGGCAAAAUGGCAAGAGGGAUGUGGCUUUUAUGUGAACCUGCAUCAAGGAUCUUGUUUAAUCCCAAUGACUGCUUAAAAAUGAGUCAAAAUACAGCACUGUCCCUACCAAAGUCACCUGGAAAAUAUGGACUGUUCUAUGACAGUUUCAGAAAAAUGAAGUGGGAUUACUUUUCCACAUAGAAGUCAUAUAACAAGAACAAUGGACUCCAGCAAGAUAGUGUUGCUUACUCUACAGUAAGAUGUAUUCUUACAGUAGAAGAUCAGAGACACGGAGCAGGUGUAAUUCAGCAUAACUCAAUUGACAUCAAGGCCAAUUUACACCAAUGGAGAAUCUGGCUAUCUAGCCAUGAACCAUUUCAUAAACUGUUGUAUGAAGUGUUGAGUCCUCUGCGUACUCAAGUCCUGGAAACCAGGUUACUGCAGCUCCAACCAGUGUCUGGCCAAUCGUUAGCAUUGUAUAAAUAAUAUUUUGAAAUGAGCAGAAUACAUGGCCGUGCUAGAGCAGUAAUGAGUAUUGAUUUAGUCCUUGCAGCAAGUGCAGAGAGUGCUUCAUUUCUAAUAAAAAAAAUCCAGUUUAUAUAGAUUUUCAGAUGGAAACUCACACUGCUCUGGAGGAGGUCAGGUUCAGGUCAACAUUCUGCACAUCAGCCAAAGGGAACUGGACACAGAGUUAAAUUUCUGUCCCCUUGGAGCCAAUAGAGGUUUAAAUUUAAUUGAAUCAUGGCGACCUGGGUACAAGAGCUCAGGAAAAUAUUAGCUGAAAUUGCUAUGUCCAGAGGGUAGGUGCUCAGGUUGUGACGCUGAACGUUCACUGUCACCUCAGACUGCUUGAUUGAUCUUUGGUAAGGUUCAGUUUUCCCAUUGGAAGCAGUAUGUAUCCACUAUGAAAGACAGAAUUUGAUCUGAGAUUGUAAUGGACUAAAGAGGGUAUUGUCAGCCAAAAAAUUACUUUACUAGGGCAGGCUCUAAGCCACGAUGAGCACACACUGGAUUUGCUGUGCACACCAAGAGGCUUUAAAAAUAUAUGUAAGAGCCCAGCAAAGUGCCCUGACAGUAAUGUAUGAUUAUAGAUUUAGACAUGCACAUCUUCAAGGUAGCUGUAAGCAGUUUGGAGCAGAGGGAGAAAUGGGCUAGUAUAGUGUUUGUUAUGGCCCAAGCCCCGUUUCUGUAGUAAUAUUUUUGUAAAACUAGAUUACAUCUCCAGUGAAAUCAGUGACGACCUCAGGCUGUAACUGAAUACUGCUUCAGUUUUCUGCUUAACAGCAAAUGGCUGUAGUUACUCAUCCUGUGGAAAAAAAAAAAAACAAAACUUCUAAAUAUCAGUCAUACAACAAAACAGCCACCUGGCAAUGCAAGGACUCCACCAAAACUACCUCUUUAAAACUGAGGGGUCCGUCUGUCACUGAGCACUUCAGACAUGAGCCACCAUGACAGGCCUAUCUUUCAUCAGUCAAUAAAUAUCAGCACCACAGCAAUUGACUGCUUUUACUUAGCUAUCUAUACCAAGAACAAAAUAAAGUAGUUAAAUCAAAUCAGCUUUUUGAUAGAGGAGAGAAAAAUCAAGGGAAUGGAGCAAGUAGUUCUUUUGAACGUAGUAGUAGCAGCAGUCCAUUUCUUGUGCUGCUGUAACAGCUCUCUUUGUUGCUUACAUAAUACAGUGGAAUGUGCUUGCGUAUAUAGGCAGUCCUCGGCUUACAACGUUUCGAGUUACAAUGUUUCGCACUUACAACAUUUAUAAAUUGACACCCUGUUUCAACUUUAUAACGCCAGUUUCAACUUGCACCACUUGAUCUGAUGCAAUACCAUGCCAGUGAGCAAGUUCACUGUGUCACUUAUCUCCCUGGAGAACACCUGUCCAAACUUCCUUGGACACUUUCUUUAAGAAAGCAGCCAAGACUCCAGAAAAACCUGCAGCCAAGACUCUAAGAAGACUCCAGCCAAGAACCGUUCAAAAAGUCCAGCAAAGUCACCUCAAAGAAGUCCUUCCAAAUCAAUAUGAUUGUUAUAAAUAUAUUAAUGUAACUAUAUUAUUCAUCUAUAAUUGAUCGAGUACAAAAUGCUAGGGUAUUUUUGGUGAAAAUAGGGUAUCGGGCCUUGGUUCAGGAACCAAUACCCAAUUUAUAACAUUGUUUCUUAUGAGAAAAUUGGUUCCAAGUUACAACAUAAUCAACUUAAGACAAGGUUUUUAGGAACCAAUUGUGUUGUAAGUCUGAGGACUGCCUAUAUAGUAUCUUCUUUCAUAAAACUAUCUCCUAGAGACACUUUACAUUUCUUAAAUUAUUAACUGUUAAAAUGAGAAGCAUAAAUACAAUAUAUCUUGUAGAGAGAGAGCUUUUAUAUUUUACAAUAUAUAACUUUACAUAUAUUUAAAGUUACAUACAUAGGAGAUUAGAAGACUAAGAAUUUGAGAUAAGAUUUCAAGCGAGAUGAAAAAUUAAUGAUACACAGUAAUGCAUUCCUGUAGACAGACACUGCAAAAGAGAAAGACCUCAGACUAGCUGUGGCCAGACUGCAAAGGGACAAAGAGGAGUCCAGUAGCAGAUGAGUGGAAGCACUAAGAGAAAUAGAAAGUGGGGCUGUGCGGAAUGCCUCUGUUUUGUUUCGGUUUCUGAUUUGGCAUUUCAACAGGACAGCGAUUCAUUUCGACGUUUUGAAUUGCCGUUUCAUUUUGUUUCAUCUGAAACAUUCAAGUUUUGACAUUGUUUGGACGCUGUUUCGGUGUUUUGACCGUAGGUUAUAAUGAGGAAUGACUAAAAUGCCUAUAACUUUGUCAUUUCUUGCCCGAUUCUGAUGAAAGUAGUAGGAAUGGCAGCCCCUUCUGGGGGCAUGAAACCUGCCAAGUUUCUGGGAAACUGCACUUAGUCACAGAGUAGGGUCCCUAGAGAUGGCCAUGGUCCCUAGGGCCCCGUGACCGUGACUGCUCUGCCCUGUGGGCACUUUCUCUUCUCACCUGCUGCCACGUCUUGUUGGAAAAAAUAACAGAUAAGGAGGCUGCCCUCGAGCUUCAGUUCAGUCAUGGUCCUAAUGGACUGUACUAAACCCUGUAGGUUCUUGGACCCCUUGCUGGGACCCACUCUAAGUAGGUGCCUCAAGGGGAUACCCUAAGCCUUAUGGGCUAAUUGCGUGGCUCCAACCAUCCCUUACCACACCCUAUGCCUUGCAGGUAGUAUAUUGAUAUUGUCCCUGUAAUGAGGUCUUGAUCUUACUCCACCUUCUAUUGUUGCUGGGCUCUCUAUGCCCCUGUCGCUGUGCCCUCACUGGCACUGGGGCCUCUACACAACACGGUAGUGUUCCCCAAUGAGGUCUCCUCUUCCCCUACAGCCUCAGUCCAGUCCACCACUUUAAAUGACAACAGGUAAGCAGCACAGUAGCACUAGCAUCUCAGCAGCCAAACUGUCACAGAGCCUCUUUUCUUUCCUGCAGGAGCUUCUUCUCCAGCAACUGCCAGAGAACUCCCCCUGCCAGCCCCAGUCCUGGGGCUUAGAUGUGACCAGAGCCCUGCCUCCUUCCAAUCAGCUGACCAGGGACAGGUGCUAGGGGUAUAGGUUGUACCCAUGUUGAUCUAAGGACAUGGCAGACAAAGUUCUUUGGGUCAAUCUGAUAUCUUUUAGUAGACUAACUGAAUAGUUGGAGAAAUAUAGAAUAGCAAACUUUUGGGUUGAAAACCCUUCAUUGGGCUGAGGAAGCACCUGCAGUUGGUGUGCGCUCUCUUCCUGGAUGGAAGGAAUAGUAAAGAAACCAAAGGGUGGCAACAGCUUAGGCACUCACAGGCUUAUAUACUGUUUUUAAACUUUUUAGGUCCCUCCCCCAGAUCACUAGGAUUGGAAGGGACCUCAGAGAGAGUUGUGGCAGAUGCUGGCCAGCUACAGACAUCAGUCUGUUCCCCCCUCCUCCCUCUUAUUUUCUUUCCCUGCCAGCCCAGCUUCAAAACACCUUUGAAAUGCUGAAAUGUGUUGAAAUGUUUGAAAUGAAACAAGGUGAAACUUUUCAAAGAUGUCUCCCGUUUUAUUUCAGAUUCAGAUUUUUGGGCGUCAAAACACUGCCAAAAUGAAACUGUGGUUGAAAUUUCGCACAGCCCUAAGAGAAAGACCACAUGCAUGAUGUAGGCUGAAAACACACGUAUAGAGGGUGUUACAUACAGAGCCAUUUUGAACAGAAUCUUUUCAAGAAAAAGGAGGAGGAUGGGUGGGGUGAUGUGGUCAGUCUAGUAGGUAUAAUUGAGUAUAUGGAUAACAGCUACCUAUGCAUCCUAAAAUCUGUCACUGAAGUGUUGUUCACUUGAUAGCAGAAACAAGGCAACAAAGAGUUGAAAAGACUCUGGGAAAUCAUUGAAUCCAAAUACCUACAGUCACAAGAGCUUUGAAUAUGGGUCUGAUAAAUAAAGCUGCUCCGAGUAUACACGACGGAGAAAGGAUUAUCUCAGCUGUCAUGAAUGAAGUUGAACAGAAACAGACGUUAAAAAUAAAUCAAAGAACGGGAACGGUAAGAAAUACACAUGGAAAGGUUAAAAAAAAGGGGCAAAGGAAUAGGAUUUGGAGACUCAGGAGACCUCUGGGGUCUUUGGCAAAUCACUUCUCCCCUUCCCUCAGUUUUCUUUUGGCAUUUUUUGUAAAGGAGUUUGAUAUUUACAAAGAAAAAGUACUACACAAGAUCAUGGUAAUAUCAUCAUCAGAGAGGUGCACCCUUUAUUUAUAAUGGGGAAUAGCACUGAAAUUAGUCAUUUCUCCCUGGUGGAAAAAACGUAUUAGUAGAUUUAUUUUCUUACUUAACCUAUUGAUUAAUCACAGGACAGAGGCUACAAAUUCUCACAUAGUCAUUUCUGCAUCAGAUGGUAACUUGUUUUAUAUAGAGUGCAACUUUUUGAAAGAUACUCAUUACUUCAACUCUUUAGGCUAAGAAUGAGUCAGUCAUGCCUGCAGGUAAAUUUGUGUUAGAAAAGCAGGACUGGAAGGGACCACUGGAGGCAUCUGGUCCUAUCCCUGACAAAAGUUACAUAUUGUAAAAUAUAAAAGAUCUCUUACCAAGAUACAAGAUAUAUUGUAUUUAUGAGAAUCUUAGACUACUUCAAAUGUAAAGCUAUUUCCUCAAUAAUUAAAUUAUUACAAAAUUUA
Messenger RNA from Alligator mississippiensis (American alligator), 8089 nucleotides. RefSeq names its product nudix hydrolase 13 (gene NUDT13). The coding region runs from base 279 to 1304 and encodes 341 amino acids. The record is from RefSeq and is a predicted model, not a curated record. Gene Ontology annotation, molecular function: metal ion binding; hydrolase activity. The transcript has 9 exons. NCBI's taxonomy places the organism in Eukaryota, Metazoa, Chordata, Crocodylia, Alligatoridae.